AUGGCCACUCUACGUGCGGUCACGCACCGCCUGACAACCACGCCGGUCGAUCAAUUGCCCUCGAUCGCCUCGUUCCUGGCGACGUCCCUCAGUGAUUGCGCCGAGCUGCUUGCCGCCCCGUCAGCCCAGAAAGGCAAAUCUGAGUCCGACAAUGCCGUGCAAGUCCACAAGCUUAAAACGCGCCUGGCUAGUCUGUUACAGGACCGCAGUGUUGAGGGCCGAUGGGCCGCCGUGGUGCUAGUGAAGGCGACGGUGGAGGCAGGUCAAUGGGAGAUUGUUCGAGGAUAUGAACCCAUUGUGCGCAGCUUGAUUGGUAUUCUGGCAAAGCCUGAUCCGAUAUCUACACGGAAGAUGUGUAUCAUCACUCUGACUCGGAUCUUCCACCUCACCUACCAGUAUCCGACUUUGGUUCGCGAAAUCACGACUCCGCAUCUGCCGGGAUUUAUCACUGCGGCCCUGAAUCUGGUUUCAGUCCCGGUAAAGCUUCCUUCAGGCUCGAGCAGGAAGCCGAAGCCGAACACGCCUUUUCUGGAAACAGUGCUGCACGCGUUGCUGGAGUUGAUUGCUAGACACCCUACGAUCUUCCGACCAUUUGGCUCUCAGCUCCGCGCUCUGCUUGCCGAGGUAAUCGGGUGUUCUUCGCCCGUGUAUUUCCCAGCCCCGGUGGUAGAUGCAGCGGAGCAACUGCUUGUCUCUCUUCAUAAAUGCGCGCCCAAGGAUAAGUCGGGCUCUGGCUGGAGCGAUGAUUGCAAGUCAACAAUACUUUCCAUUCACAGAGCAACGGACCGCGUUUUCCGGGCUGCCGUAGAGCAAUGGGAGUCGGUGGACCCUACAUUGACCCCAACUCGGCAAGACUAUAGCCAAGAAUUGCGCGAGCAGGGACCAGACAACUUGGGGCUUCCGGGCUGGAGAGGGAUUCAUUCCGGGGCAGACAGACUGGUUGCUCUUCUCCAGAUUCUCUCCGGUUUCGUUUCGAUGCCAUCGGCAUCGGCGGUGGCCCUUCCAUUGGGCUCGAUUCUCGAUGUGACCUCGCGACUCACUUCUGUGACUGUUCCGCCAGAAGGAACAGAUGUAUCCCAAAGCAGCGUUCAGUUCAAUUUGCAAAUUGGCCGGGAGGAGCGAGAAAUGCUUUGGACCGAGUUGCCUCGCAUCCAUAUCGCCUGUCUUAACCUGCUUGCCAAGCUCGCGAAUAUGUUGGAGACCAGCGGGACCUCUAUAAUACAGACGAUGUUGGAUCAAGCUGUUUGGGUCUUUCGGAACGAGAAAUUCAACCGAAACCUGCGCUCUGCUGUAUACGACUUGCUCCGCUCAUUGGUGUCGUUGAAUGGAGCUGCGAUGACGAAACAGAGUGUGGCUUCGAUAGCCAACACCAUUCGCUUUUGCUGCCAUGACCUUGCAUCUUCUGAAGAUUCCAGUCUGUCAGCCCGUUCACAGUCGGAUUUGAAGUCGAAGUCGAAAGCAGGUCAAGCAACAUCAAACGCGGACUCCUUCUUAAACCCGGAGCUUCAGAAGAACCGUUCACCCCAAAGCAUUUCACGCUUUCCGGAACUUCAACAGAACGCAUCGGCUCUACUACAUAUUACACUCGCAUCUAUCCCCAUGGAGCUUCUUGCACCGUCCGUUCGAGCUGAAAUCGAUCGCACUAUUAUCUUGACAGCCAAUAAGGACGCGAUGCUUGCCAGUGUUCUCAAUCCAGUUCCAGUGGUCAAAGGUCGUGCGGGCUCGAGUAUCAUGCCCUUCUUGGUUCGGAGCCACGCUGAUCAACUGGAAGUGGAGGCUCUGGUCCGGCCUAGAAUGCCCGUUCUAAUGACUGCCCCGGAAGUCGACGAUCAUGCUGAUAUUGAUGAGGCUGAUGAGGCUGAUGAACUGGCUGAAGAGGCAUACAACACCGCACCCAAAACCGCGGAGUUCCUGAAACAGCCGGCUUCUACGCUCACGCAAACACAAAACACCCAACCUUCUAUGACCCCAAACCCCGUUGCAUCCUUGCAUAAGCGUUCCUACGCCGAGGAGCCACCUCUUGCAUCUUCCGGUGUUUCCUUCACGGCACUAGAGAAAGACGUGCAGGCCAAAAAAGCGCGAUUCGAAGAUAGCCCGUCAAGCAAUCAGCACCAGCAAUCAUCAGGAUCGCAGCCGUCGGUUGCUGCCACCACUGUGCAUGUCAGUGCACCUCAGCCAACUUCGAACCCCCAGACCAAACCCCUGAGUGCGCCGGCACAAAACCCUAUCCCUGCUCAUGUGCCCUCUGUUUCAGCGGCACAUCGGGAGCAGAAGGCCCCCUCCCAACCCACAGCAGCGCCUGCGGCUGUUGAUGACAGUGAUGAUGAGCUACCCACUUUGAACAUGGAGCCUGACACCGACGAUGAGGAAGAUGACGACGAUGUCACCAUGGAAGGGUGA
Molecule: messenger RNA, 2400 nt
Organism: Penicillium alfredii
Lineage: Eukaryota; Fungi; Ascomycota; Eurotiomycetes; Eurotiales; Aspergillaceae
Product: RIX1/PELP1 family protein
Exons: 1
Coding region: 1-2400 (799 amino acids)
Biological process (GO): rRNA processing
Cellular component (GO): nucleus
Source: RefSeq, a predicted model, not a curated record